This is a messenger RNA of Chara braunii, 957 nucleotides long. The record is from the annotation of a GenBank genome assembly. Lineage: Eukaryota; Viridiplantae; Streptophyta; Charophyceae; Charales; Characeae.
GCGAUCGAGAAAACGCGCUCGACUGACCUACCUCUGCGAUUGCAUAUAAAAGCCUUUGUACGUGGGUCAGUAGCUCAGCAAGGAUAUGCCCACCUAAGGGAUGCGGGAGGAGGAGCGGGAGAAGGAGCAGGAGGAGGAACGUGGGAAAGUGCAGGAGAAGCAGCGGGAGAAGGAGGAGCAGCAAGAAGGGGAGCGGGAGAAGGAGAGGGAGGAGGACAGGGAGGAGCAUGAGAAGGAGCGAGAGCAAGGCGAUUAUGGCGGGAUCUUUGUCACGUUGUUUGGUGGGGAAGGAACGGGAGGGGCAGGAGGAGAAGGAGGAAGAGUGGGAGGAGCAGGAGAAAGAGCAGGAGGAGGACUCGGAGUGGGAGAAGGAGAGGGGAAGGAGUGGGAGUGGGGCUAUGGCGCAGGAAGAGGAGCAGGAGGAGGGACGGGGGGAGGAGGGACGAGGGGAAAAGCAAGAGAAGCAGCGCGAGCGCGAGAAGGAGCAAAAGGAGGAAUGGGAGGAACAGUGGAGGAGGAAAAGCGGGAGGAGCGGAAGGAGGAGCAGGUGAAGGAGCAGGAGGAUGAACGUGGGAAAGAGCAGGAGAAGCAGCGGGAGAAGGAGGAUCAGCAAGAGGGGGAGCAGAAAAAGGAGAGGGAGGAGGACCGGGAGGAGGAGCAUGAGAAGGAGCGAGAGCAGGGCUAUCGUGGGAUCUUUGUCACGUUGUUUGGCGGAGGAGGAAUGAGAGGGGCAGGAGGAGGAGGAGAAGUGGGAGAAAGAGUGGGGAAGGAGGAGGAACGGGAGCAGGGGAAAAAGCGGGGGAAAGAGCGGGGAAGAAGUGAAAGUGGGGCUAUGCCGCAGGAAGAGGAGCUGGAGAAGGAGGGGGAUGAGGGACGGCGGGAAGAACAAGAGAAGUAGCGGGAGAAGGAGCAACAGGAGGAGCGGUGUCGAGCGCAUCGGUCCGGCACCGCAUGUGG